Molecule: messenger RNA, 1190 nt
Organism: Galendromus occidentalis (western predatory mite)
Lineage: Eukaryota; Metazoa; Arthropoda; Arachnida; Mesostigmata; Phytoseiidae
Product: glyoxylate reductase/hydroxypyruvate reductase
Exons: 6
Coding region: 154-1131 (325 amino acids)
Cellular component (GO): cytosol
Molecular function (GO): NAD binding; hydroxypyruvate reductase (NADH) activity; glyoxylate reductase (NADPH) activity
Source: RefSeq, a predicted model, not a curated record
AGACGACGACGUGACUGCUUCCGCAUUGUCCCUCGAACAGCCCGUCGACAUAAACGCCGGCAGCGGUCUAUCUACUCGUGAAGCAACAAAUACUAGGAAUUACCGGUCAGCUUGCCAAACUUGCGUGGUCCCCCGAAGAUAACCGGCCGGACCAUGUCAAAACCCAAAGUACUCCUCACCCGUCCCGAUAUUCCUGCGGAGUCGCUGGAGAAAUUGAAGGCUUUCGCCGAUGUCGAGAUUCAGCCCGAAGAGCGGCCGAUCACCAAGGAGGAGCUCUUGAAAUCCAUCAAGGGCAAGGAUGGACUCCUCUGUAUGCUCACUGACCCAAUCGACGCAGAGGUAAUCGAGGCCGCCGGCGAGAACUUGAAGAUUAUCGCCACCAUGUCCGUCGGCUAUGAACAUAUCGAUAGGAAGACCGCCGAGAAACACAAAAUCGCUGUUUCUAAUACUCCGUUCGUCUCGUCGGACUCCGUUGCCGAGCUAACGGUGACUUUGAUGCUAGUCGCGGGUCGUCGGGUGGUCGAAGCCGCAAACGUGAUCAAAAGAGGCGAUUGGACUUAUUCUUGGGGUCCACAAUGGCUUUGCGGCGCCGGACUCGCCGGAGCGACGAUCGGUUUCGUCGGAAUGGGGAAAAUCGCACGGAGCGUUCUCUCGCGCUGUCAAGCUUUCGGCAUCAAAGAGGCGAUCUACUAUGACAAGUUCCACCCCAUUGAGCCGGCAGAGAAGAUGGGCUGCAAGUUUAAGCCUCUUGACGAGGUCCUCUCCAGCGCCGACUUCAUCGUGACUCUGACUAAUCUCAACGAGGAGACUCGCCACAUGUACAACAAAGCAACUUUCGCCAAAAUGAAGAAAACUGCUGUUUUCAUAAAUACCUCCAGGGGUGGGGUUGUUGACCAGGACGCGUUGUACGAAGCUCUUAAGCACGGCGUUAUCCGCGCGGCAGCUCUUGAUGUCUCCGAGCCUGAGCCUCUGCCCAAAGAAUCGAAGCUCCUGACCCUGGACAACCUCCUCAUCACUCCUCAUAUCGGAAGCGCCGAAACAAACGUUCGAGUUCAGAUGGGAGACUUGGCCGUGAGCAAUAUAUUAGCCGUCCUCGAAGGCAAGGAUCCGGUGACUCCGGUCCGUGAUUGAAUCUCUACGGAUCGCCACCAUGAAGAGGCAGCACCGAUAAAGCAGAAAAACAGGAAAAC